Cryptotermes secundus is the source of this 2820-nucleotide messenger RNA. Its product is annotated as AP-5 complex subunit zeta-1. The transcript is spliced from 12 exons. The record is from RefSeq and is a predicted model, not a curated record. The coding region runs from base 246 to 2489 and encodes 747 amino acids. Lineage: Eukaryota; Metazoa; Arthropoda; Insecta; Blattodea; Kalotermitidae. Gene Ontology annotation, cellular component: AP-5 adaptor complex.
UUGCCCGCCAAUAGCAUUGAGUUACGUCCCCCUGUUGAGGAGAUUGAAGAAGUGUACAAUUUUGUAUUAAUAAAUGUGACUAAAUGAUAAAAGUUUUGCGUAAUUAUUUUAUAGACAUUUCGGGUCAUUAUUAGGAUAUAAGUGCUGGCAAAAUUUUGUGACGCAUAUUACACAGCGAACGGUACUAGAUGUACUGUCACUGCACAAUCGUUUUCGAAUGAAAAUAUUUUUACUUCGUGGCAUCAAUGAGUAUGAAAACAUGUGUCGAAAUAGCAAAACAUUAUCGAAGUCUUCCAGACCACCAUGUGCAAGAAUUAUGGAACCAGAUAUACAAGAAGAGUGUAAGAGGUGAAAUUUUAAGGGACAUUUUGAUGUUUUAUUUCUUACAUAAAGUAUUUUCACCACCGCCACAGAAAUCAUAUGAUGUCCUUAUUACAUUUUCUACAAAAGAUGUAUCUAAGAAGAUGAAAACUGUGAUUUUCCAAAUCUUAGAAGAGAUUUGCCCAUGUUUAGAAAGCAGUAUUGUGGAAACAUUAUCUUUUUCUGCAAAUAACAGUACAGCAGUGGAGUUGCUGAAUUGUAUCCUUGUAGGUGGAUUUGUUCCUCUUUUGGAUGAAUCUGCAAUGGAAAGACUAUUUAGCCUUUUGUCAGGACAGGCCCUGACUUCUGAAGAAAAUGGAAAGUUGCUGUUAUAUCUGUGUGAAGUUGUUGCCAGGCAUCAAUCAACCAUGCCUCAAACCUAUGUGACAAGGCUUAAUCAACAGAUCAUUGAUUGGAUCCAGAACACACAGUUCUCUCUUGUGACAUGUUCACAAUAUUUCAAUCGUUUGGACACAGGACCUGUAUCUGAAGUUGAUGGGAGCACAGCAGGAGAGUUCUUUACUGCAUUAACACUUUCUGGUAGUUUCAGUAAAUCACAAAUUAUGAAUGUUCAUACUUUUUCUCUGUUAAGAAAGUGGUUGGAACAAACUAUGCCUGAUUCUGGCUAUGAAACACAGCCUCUGUUUGGAGCAGUGCGAGAGUAUUGUAAUAUUCUUGUGGAACAGUGCUUCAGGCCUGCACACAAGCAGCAUGACAUUGCUCUUCAGAAGGCUAUACUGUGUGAAAUUGUAGAUAUCCUGAAUCAGAUGGUUCAGUUAGAUCCAAAUCAAGGCUCACAAAUAUCACAGGUUGUUAAGAGGAUACAGACAAAUGUGACUGAAAAAUUUAAGUCUGAUCAUCGUGAUAUUUCCAUUUUUGUGAGGGUUCUCCAUUUCCUUCUCAAUUUUGGUGCUCUUACUGGGUACAAUCCGCAACAUUUCUGCACCCAGUUCUUGGGAGACGUAGUAUAUCGUAGCUAUUCAUCUGAGUUGGCAGCUUUUGACAUUGCCAACUUCAUUUUGGAAAAUCAAGUGAAAAUGGCAGGAUUGCAGCAACAGCUUAUCCAGAAGUAUUUUCCAAAUUUGUUGAAACUUGUCGCAUGCCACCCUGCUAGUCUUGUUGAAGAAUUUAUGGAAUUGGUCCCAACUUUUGUGGUUCCAGCCACCGCAGUGGAGGUGUUCCACAGUCUGAUUGACCUGCCAGUUCUGUCAGCCACACUUUGUCUACACCAGGCACCAGCUGUUUUAAAACUUGAUCAGAAGACAGAUCCAACUGGUCCACAGUGGAUCUCAUUGCUGGAGAAGGUUCACACACCAGCCUUCCUUCCCUUGUUCAGUUUCAUGCUGAGAAUGGAGAGUGGCAAAGGAGAUAUGUUUCACAGAAUUGGAUCCUAUCUCGACAUUUUGGGUGAGCUAUCGUGUUACCCGUUGGUCAUCACUUGCAGUCAGGUAGUUCCUCUGUUGCUUGAUGCGUUCUUUGCUGAGGUGCAGUCCAAGGCUGAGCCUCAAGUUCUUGAGGCCCUUGUACCAGCCAUGUUAGUGAGACUGAAAGCUGUGUAUAAAGUACCUGGGUAUGAGGAGGCAGUUUGUAGGGCUAUCAUGCAGCAUCUGAGGGUAAUCCUGAAAUUAUGUCCUGAAUUGGUAUUCACUGUGCAGAAAGACUUACUCGAGUUUAUCUCUGUACUGGACAACAGCCACAAAUUUCCACAAUUGUACAUGCAUCUGGUGUGGGCAGUUGGUGAAUAUGCAUCUCCAAAUUACAGCAAACUGUGUAGCCAUGAAUUGCUGGUGAAAUAUUGUGAAGCACUCGAAUGUGCUGUUUAUGAAACUCUGGCAGUCAUCUCUGGUCAAGAAAAAUAUUUACCUAUGAAACUUCUCAAUAUCACAAGUUCUUCAUUGGCAAAGUUGGCAAGUCGAUGUGAGGACCUGAUCCCCAGAGUCCUCCUUUGCUUAAGGAAAGUUGGUACACAAGUAACCACAGGACUACCAACUGCAAGUAUAUCUGACAAGAGGAUUGUUUACGACCGAAUACAAGAAUUAGUGUGUCUUCUCAACAAUCCAAAAUCUGGAAUUGUUUCAGCAUUGCUUCCAUCGUCCUGUCAUCAGCACACACCAGCGAUCCAGCCAUGACAGCUGUCAUGAGGGUGUUGUCUCAGUUUGCUGAUUCCUGAAGAGUGAAGGGAAAAAUAAUUGUUCACUCGUUUCACUUGAAACUUUUACUUAUCAUAUGCUGCAAUGGAUAGUGGCAUCUCUUUACCCAGAGGUGAAGCAAGUGGGCUGUUAAGCUAACCUCUUGUCUCCAUCUAGUGCUAUGUAUAAGAAGGUGUGGAGCCAUACUUUCACUCCCCACCAUGUCUUAGUGACAUGAUGCUUAAUUAAGCCUAUGUAGAGUGAGUGUGCUUCACUUGGCUUUUCACAUGUACGAGGGGGGACCCAAAAAUAACCGGAAACGGCCUGUUGC